Molecule: messenger RNA, 408 nt
Organism: Cooperia oncophora
Lineage: Eukaryota; Metazoa; Nematoda; Chromadorea; Rhabditida; Trichostrongylidae
Source: the annotation of a GenBank genome assembly
GGACGAUUUUUUUCUUGGAAUCCUCUUCGAGUGUACAGCCUCCCGUGCACUUCGUCGCUCUCAUACUUGACGAUGGUCAUCUACAGCUGUUCUGGAUGCUCGGCGUUAAGCUGGAAUCUAUCAGGGCACGCGAGACGUUACCAAUGUCGUCCUGGGUCGACAUCAGGAUCAAUUUAUCGCCUUCAGCUGCAGCUAUCUACGUCAACGACACAUUGGCUGCAUCGACUUCGCUCUUGCCAUCGAGGGAUCAGCUAAUCAGCAAAAGCAGUACAAUCUUCCUGGGUGGAGUUCCCGAUGAACGAAAUCUUCCGGAUGAUUUGAAACGCUUUGCAAAGGGUUUCUCGGGAGCAAUUGGGCAGCUGAAGAUUAACGAAAGGCCAUUCAAUAUUCACCGAGUUGUGAGGGUAU